CAGAGUCGCGAGCGUGACACUCUCAGUGUCUCACACUCUCACUGAGCACUACUUUUAGCUCACGCUUCUUGCACCUUGCACUGCAUUGCUUCCCAAACCUAUCAGUCUAUCACCAAUCACCACACCUUAGUUUAGGGUUUCUCGUUUCUGCAUCGAUGCUAAGAGGAACGAGGGAAGCGCCGCAUGAAGAACAAGAGAAAAUACGAAAGAAAGGAAAAAGUAAAGAAUCUGUAAACUUCGAAGGUAUCGAUGAAGACGAGGCAGGUUUGAAUGUUUUUGAAACUGAUGGGUUUAUAAUUGAUGUGGAUGAAGAUGAAGAUGUUGAAGCGGAAGAAGGUCAAAAUCCAAAACAAACGCAAAAGAAGAAAAAGAGGAGGAAAUCGUCAAAAAUCAUUAUUCUUGACGAUGAGGAUCUUGAGUUAAUUCGCGAUAACAAGAGCAUCAAUCAAGAAACAACGAGUGUUGGAAAAUUCAAGAGGUUUAGAAUGGCUGGCAUUGACUCUGAACAGAUGGAAUACUCUUCUGAUGACGACGGAGGAUCACUCUUUGAGGAUAAUGCUGAAGAUGAGUCUAACGAUGAUGCAGAGGAUGAUAUGGCAGAUUUUAUUGUGGAUGAAGAGGAUGUCAUCUAUGGGAAGGGAUAUUCUCUCAGACAAAAGCAGUUUAAAGGCACGAAACAUUCAUCUUCACUUUCAAAAGAAACGAAACAUAGGUUUGGGAAGGCCGUUCAGUUUAGGGAAGUUCAAGCUCAAGCUACCAAGUCCGAUGAUCCUAACAAGUAUGAAUCAUUCAUCCCUACUAACAUGUACCUAGCCGGAGAGGAUAACUCUGUAAAUGAUACAGACAUACCUGAGAGGAUGCAGAUAAUUCAGGGUAUUGUAGAAUCUUCAAUUGACAGACUGAGUAUAGAAGAAGAAAGUUCUUGGAUACUAAGUCAACUAGCAUCCAACAUAAAUCCUUUGUUCAGCGAGGCUAACUCUUGUAGACUAGUUAGUACAGCAAAAAGGGAAGAUGUUAUUAAUUUCUUGGAAUUGCAUCAUACAGGGAAAUAUGAUAUUCCAUUUAUUGCAAUGUACCGGAAGGAACAAUGCCCAAGUCUUCUAGAAGAUCCAAAACCGGAUGAGUCAGAAAACAUAUUAUUGACUGAUAUUGAGAGAAAAUCCAAGUUGAAAUGGCACAAGAUGAUCUGGAUAAUCAAAGAAUUGGAUACAAAGUGGCUUCUUCUUCAGAAGCGGAAGAGCAUGCUCAUGAGAUACUAUAAACAACAUUUUGAGGAACAAAAUCAAAUGUCUUUCCUUGUUGAAGAAUCCAGUUUUUAUAAACAGAUUUUUGAUUCAACCACUAAUAUGCUCAAGAAGGCUGAAACAGAUGGAGAGAUUGAUGAUAUUGAUAGGAUUUUUAAUUUGCAUUUUCCACAAGCUGAGGAGUUUCUUGAUACUGGUUAUAAAAGGCCUCUGGCAAAAUCAUACUAUUCCAAUUGCAAUAAGGCAGGGCUAUGGUCACUUGCAAGAAAAUUUGGCAGUCCUGAGAAAUUUAGUUCUUUAGUUUCCCUUGAGAAUGUGGGAUCAGACAACGAAGAAGAUCCGCAGGAAUCUCCAGAGGAGAUAGCUUCAAUAUAUAAGUGUGAAACCUUUCAAACUUCAGAGGCUGUACUUAGAGGGGCUAGGCACAUGGCUGCAGUGAUGUUAAGCAGUGAGAUUCCUUUCAGGAAAUUUGUCCGUACCAUAUUUAUGGAUAAGGUUUUAGUCUCAACUAGCCCAACAUUGGAAGGAAAUAUAACAAUAGAUUCCUUUCAUGAAUUUUCUGGUGUUAAGUGGCUGCGGGACAAACCUCUCUCAAAGUUUGAGGAUUCCCAGUGGCUAUUCAUUCAGAAGGCUGAAGAAGAGAAGCUUCUUCAAGUUAAAAUACAGUUGCCUGAUCGUACCAUAAAUGAAUUGACAAUGACCUGUAAUGAUGCCUAUCUCAAAGAAAGUGAAGGAAUAUCUACUAGGCUUUGGAAUGAACAGCGCAAAUUAAUCCUGCAGGAUGCCAUUUCAAAAUUCCUUUUGCCAUCUAUGGAAAAGGAAGCACGGGCAAUGUUAAAUGCUAAGGCUAAAAACUGGGUAUUAAUGAAUUAUGCAAUGCAAUUGUGGAACAGGGUCACUGUGGCACCAUAUUUGAACAAUGAAAGUGGCACUGCUCAACGGAAGGGAGUCAUGGCAUGUUGUUGGGGAAAUGGAAAGCCAGGUACCACAUUUGUCAUGUUGGACUCUGGAGGUGGAUUGGUUGAUGUGAUGCAUGCUCGGUCACUUGCACUAAGAUCUCAGAAUAUCAUUGACCAGCAGAGCAGGAAAAAUGAUCAACAUCGUGUCCUCAAGUUUCUAACAACUUAUCAGCCAAACGUUAUUGUGCUAGGAGCAGAUAAUGUGUCCUGUUUAAGGUUGAGAGAGGACAUUAACGAGAUUAUUUCCAUGUUGUCGGAGCACAAUUUUCAAAAUUCCAGUCAAGGAAUGAUAGGAGUACCAGCAGUUGUAUUAGGGGAGGAAGGCUUGCCUCGUCUUUAUGAAGUUUCAGAAAUUUCUGUGAGCCAGUUUCCCAGACAAGAUGGCAUUGUUAAGAGAGCUGUGGCUCUUGGACGUUUCCUUCUAAACCCACUGGCUAUGGUUGCAACACUAUGCGGAGAGAAAAAAGAGGUUCUGUCUUGGAAGUUGAACCCCUUGCAGAAAUUCCUAACAAGUGAUGAGAAGUUAGAUAUAAUUGAAUGGGUCAUGACAGAUGUUACAAACCAAGUAGGUGUAGACAUAAAUUUAGCCAUCAGACAUAAUUGGCUGUUGGCUCCUUUGCAGUUUGUAUCUGGUCUUGGACCCAAGAAAGCGGGUAUUUUGCGUAGAGAAUUACUUGGCGGCACAGAAGUGAGAAACAGAAGGGAUUUUGCUAAAUUUGGGCUGAACACAGAGAAGGUUUUCUGCAAUGCUGUUGGCUUUUUACGGGUUUAUUGCAAUGAUGAGAACUUUCUUGACAAUGUCAGCAAUACUCUCGAUUGUACAAGAAUUCAUCCAGAGUCAUAUAAUCUUGCUGAGGAACUAGCAAGAGCGAUUUACAGGCAACGUGUUCUGGAAAAUGCAGAAGCUGAUGAUACGCAAGUAAAUGCUAUUGAAUGUAUUCAAAAUGAUCCAAACCUGCUCGAGUGUUUUGAUCUAAAUGAUUAUGCUAAUAGAUUGGAAACAGAAAAAGGUGAAUACAAAAGGGAGACUCUUUUUGACAUAAAGAUGGAAUUACUUAAUGGAUUUAAAGAUCCGAGGAGGCCUUAUGCAGAACCGACUCAAGAGGAGGAGUUCUAUAUGAUAACUGGAGAGACUGUGGAUAUGCUAGUUGAAGGAAAAAGAGUUCAGGCAACAGUUCGUCAUGUGCAGUCUCAACAGGCAUUUUGUGUGCUUGAAUCUGGAAUGACUGGAGUACUUUUUAAAGAUGACUUUUCCGAUGAAACUGAGAAUAUCUCUUUAACAGACAAAUUGCGUGAAGGGGCUGUGCUUACAUGCAAGAUCAAACUAAUUGAUAAGAACAGAUGCCGGGUCAAUCUGACUUGUAAAGCGAGUGAGUUGAAGAAUGAUGGUGAGCAAAGUUUCCAUGACAUGGAUCCUUAUUAUCAUGAAGGAAACAUCAAUUCACUGAGUCAGCUGGAAGGAACAGACAAGAUGGAGCUUGGAAAUAAACAUUUCAUACCCCGGAAGAUUUCUCACCCCAAUUUUCAAAAUAUAUCUGCAGAUCAAGCAAAACAGUUCCUUGCAGAUCAAGAUGUUGGGGAAUAUAUUUUUCACCCAAGCUCAAGGGGCCUAUGUUAUUUGACCCUAUCUCUUAAAAUUUUUAAUGAAGUUUAUGUACACAAAGACAUUGUGGAAAGUGGAAAGAGUAAUAGUAUUAAAAAUUUGCUUGGACUUGGAAAGACAUUAAAAGUAGGAGAGGAAAUAUUUGAGGACAUAGAUCAGGUUAUUGAACAUUAUGUCAAACCAUUGGUAGUUCACCUGAAAGCUAUGAUUAAUUUUCGAAAUUUUAAGAAAGGCUCGAAAGCUGAGGUUGAUGAUCUGUUGAAACUUGAGAAGAAUGAGUAUCCAAGCAGGAUGCCAUAUGGCUUUGGCAUUUCAUAUGAGCAUCCGGGCACUUUCAUCUUGUCUUACAUUAGAAGUACAAAUCCACGUCAUGAGUUUGUUGCUAUCUAUCCAAAAGGAUUCAAGUUUAGGAAGCAAAUUUUCAAAAGCAUUGAGCAGCUGGUAGCAUAUUUUCAAGAUCAUAUCGAUGAUAUUGUUCCACCACCAAAAUCCUGCACAAAAGUUGGAUCAUUUAAGGAGUCAAUGUCUGGAGGAUGGAGAAGCAACAAUGUAGAUCAGCACAAGCAAUCAAUAGCUGACAAUGAGCAUGGGGAUGGUCGUGGUGGCCGCAGCCGUGGACGUGGGCGUGGCCGUGGAGGUCGUGACCGUGGAUUUGGCCCUCGAUCUGGCUCUAGUGAUGACAAGGAUGGCAAUAGUUUUCCUAGUUCAAAUUGGGGCUUUGGUUCCAGAGACCCCAGUGAUAAUUCCUUUGCUGCAGCAGGUAAUAGUUGGGAAGGCAAUGGCGGGAGACAGGGUAGGGGAAGGGAAAGGGGGAGAGGGAGUGGAAGAGGAGGUAGAGGAAGCCAAGGACGUGUUACUUGGGGUGAAAAUAGCUUUGAGAGUGGGAGGCAUGCAGAUGGUGGCUAUGGUGGUGAUAGUGGUCAGGAGCAAGGAAGAGGACGAGGAAGAGGAAGAGGGAGAGGAAGGAGAGGAGGCCAAGGUGAUGGCCAAGGACGUGGUCGUUGGGGUGGAAAUAAUUCAAACCAAGAAAGGAACUGGAACGAAGACAGCAGAGGAAAAGGAAGUUGGGAAGCCUCUGAUGCUGGUAAUGCUGGAUCUGGAAAUGAGAACUUAGGAUGGAGUGUUACUCAUGGGAACAAUGCAACUCCUUCUGGGAGUGGAUGGGGAGGUAAAAGUUGGUAACAGAUCCUAAUUGCUACUGGAUUCGUGUGGUUGGUAUUUCUAUUUCUAGAAAUAAAUGAUUUCUUGUUCAGGCAUUCAGGGUACUACGUCUUUUAUAUUCGGCUUUGUUAACAGUUGCACAAACAUUAACUCUGCAAUUUACUGUGUCAUAUGUGAGGCAUCACAUAAGGACUUUAUGUCAA
Messenger RNA from Cajanus cajan (pigeon pea), 5170 nucleotides. Its product is annotated as transcription elongation factor SPT6-like. Gene Ontology annotation, biological process: nucleosome organization; transcription elongation-coupled chromatin remodeling; transcription elongation by RNA polymerase II. Gene Ontology annotation, cellular component: transcription elongation factor complex. Gene Ontology annotation, molecular function: nucleic acid binding; nucleosome binding; histone binding. Lineage: Eukaryota; Viridiplantae; Streptophyta; Magnoliopsida; Fabales; Fabaceae. The record is from RefSeq and is a predicted model, not a curated record.